Messenger RNA from Cadophora gregata, 639 nucleotides. RefSeq lists its product as uncharacterized. The record is from RefSeq and is a predicted model, not a curated record. NCBI's taxonomy places the organism in Eukaryota, Fungi, Ascomycota, Leotiomycetes, Helotiales, Ploettnerulaceae. The transcript is spliced from 5 exons. Bases 1 to 639 code for a protein of 212 amino acids.
AUGCUCAUCACACUCAAAAUCCAGCUCGCCAUUUUGGCUACAAUUUCAACCGUAUAUGCCUCUCCAGUGGAGGAUCGCGCAUCACGAAAGUCAUGCGACAAUUACUCGACCGCUCCUUGUAAAUGUCCUGCCGGAACCACAUUUGGCAAUUCUACUACCUUUGGAUACAUCGGAGCUGCUGCAAAAGACCUGUACGACAUCGCAGCCAACUUCUACACCACUGACUAUCUUGGCCUUACCCUCGUGAAGAAACAGGGCAAUCCGAAAACAGUUGGAAGCAUCAGAACACUGAACGUUACAUACAACAAUAGUACUUACCAACUCACUGAGCCGCUCAAUGUCUAUUAUGAGACAAGAGAUGGAGGUUUCGAACAGCAGUUCAAUUUGUCCACCGUUCCUCUCACCGUCCCCGCUGCCCAAGGUGGCGGAGUCUUCGGUGGCUACUGGGUAACAAUGCACGUCCAGCAGGUUGCUGAUCAUGUCAGCUGGAUGAAAUGGGGAGUUUACCGCUGUGUUUCUGGCAAUCCUUUUGACUUCACUGGCUUCCAUGAGGUGAACAUGGCAGGUCUGUCGGAGACUCUCAGAAAGAAGGGAAAGUUGGUUAAUAAGAGCUCGGUUCCUUACUCCAUUGGAGAUUAA